This is a messenger RNA of Bolinopsis microptera, 3227 nucleotides long. Its product is annotated as tyramine receptor Ser-2-like. Gene Ontology annotation, biological process: cellular response to light stimulus; phototransduction; G protein-coupled receptor signaling pathway. The transcript has 9 exons. Gene Ontology annotation, molecular function: G protein-coupled photoreceptor activity. Gene Ontology annotation, cellular component: plasma membrane. Bases 1286 to 2185 code for a protein of 299 amino acids. NCBI's taxonomy places the organism in Eukaryota, Metazoa, Ctenophora, Tentaculata, Lobata, Bolinopsidae. The record is from RefSeq and is a predicted model, not a curated record.
AACAUACAAAUAUGCCUAUUUUGUCGCUAAAAAUGUUACCUUUAGUUUUACCUCGAAAAUUAGAAAUUUUCAGAAAAUGUGUUAUUGGUCUGGUUUGGGGAGCGGCCUAGGGCGCUUUAAUUAUUCUUGCCCAUCAUCAGCCGCUUCCCCGGUCCCCGAGACUUCAUCUUUACUUUCGUCUGGUUUUCCACUCUCUGUUCAAUCACCAAGUUACUAGCUAGGUAACAUGAUAAUCGAGCUGAGUUACAGUUUUCAACGUAACAACGAUUUCGAGGAUGGUUCAGACAAACCCAUGCUCUCACCCAUCUGAGCAACAAACCAGUGCACUGCCAACUAUGCUACCUCACACUUGCAUGUUUAUAUCCAAGCAAAAGUUAACUUUAUACUUACAUUGUUUACAAAAUAUUUACUUGCACGCACGCAAUUAUAUAUUGAUUAUACCGUAUAAGGCGUGUAAUUGGCUUUGCAAAUAUCACGUGCUAUAUGCCGCCACUAAGCGCGCUCAAUCCCUACCUCGUGACCCGCACGUGACCGAUUACACACCGAUCUCGGUGUGUGACGGAAACUAGAAAAAAGCUAGUUUGAGCAUCAAAUAGGCAUCAAAACACCUCUCACUCAGCAGCUGAAGAGUUUAAUAUCUACCUGCCACUCGCUUUCACUUACAGCUCACAGCUGCUUAAGUUAUCCGGACCUCGGACCGGAUUCUGCAGGAACACUCUUCAGUUUGAUAAUGUUAGUCGGACUGACAGGAAACGGCUUUGCGUUCCUUUUCGAAAAAAGAACGUUUCGAAAAUGCAGAAAUCAACAAAUUUCUCAACAUCACGCAACCAGCUCGGUAGUUAAAAUCUAUAAAUUUCAACUAUUAUAAUACCUAUACAUUUACAAUUUCAUCGUCAAAGAUUUGAACUGUGGAUUAGUAAAUAUCUGUCUUAAGCUGUCAUAACAUCGAUCCAAGCGAACAUUCUAGAAGACACAGUACUAGCUGUUUCAUAUUUGGCGGGAAAUCAUUAUAUCAGCUCAUGGUUAUUUAUUACCACAAUUAGUGCCAGUCGGAGCCGCGCACACGUGCACACUCGUACAUUGAGCUACCUAUACUUUACACCCUUCUUACACCCGCUCGGAAUCACUUCUUGUAUUUUCUCUGUCAGCUGUUUCGUCUGCUCGAUCGUCUGCUUGGUGACGGAGCCCCUGUGUCAUGUAUAUAUCAUGUGCAAUUCUGUAAAGUGUAAACCGGCUGCUAUUCAUUUUCUGUAACUCAAUACAUUGUUUUGGCGAUGUAUAAACCAUGCUAUCAUCUUCAUCAUCGCUCUCAGCGAGUAUAACCUCAGACUUGCUGCAGAGGACAAUAAGACAGUGUGCUAUGAGCUCAAGAUAUAACGUCGCCUAUUUCUUAGCUUUCAACAUAGGAUUCCUACCUCUGCCCAUCAUUAUCAUACUAACCAGCUAUGUCGUAAUAUUUAUCACGACACGAAAGUACACAAGACGUCAGUUAGACAGGAUCUCUGGUUCUAGUCCUAGUUGGAGACCUCUUAGUUGUGAGAGUACACUCGAGAUGAAGAGACAAACAAGUGAAAGUACACAACCCCACAAACAUUUAACACCCAACUUCACCUUCCCUUGUACAAACGAACCCAUCGUCAGGCUAUCCGACGAAGUCCCCUUAAAUAUCUCCUCAAGCUAUGAUACACUGAGAGUGAGGCAAGGAAAGUGGGUCCACACAACACCCAACAUGAACACUGAUCAGGAGACAGAGAAGUCAUUCUACAAACAGAUUGUGCAAGCGUUGAGAGCGUUGUUGAUUUGGAGACCAAACCAAGGUGAAGGAGAGCAACCAGGACAACCACACUCAUUCGUGUACCGAACACGCAAUACGUCCAUUGCGUUGUCGGAAGAAGAAGCAGCAGCCAGAAAGCUACGUAACCAAGCAGGAACCCUGCUCAUUGUUAUUGGCACUACUAUCCUAGUCAGCUACACUCCACUACUAUCUAUAGCUUUCCUAGCAGCAUUUCAUUACAACGUCAAUGUAACAUACUCAGAAGUUCAAGGUUUCAUCUUGUUGAUGCUGAGUAAUGCUAGCAUCAAUCCUCUCAUCUACUUCUUGCUAAACAAAGAGUUCCGAGUGGCCGCCAAAUCCAUCUUCUUUGAUUCUGCUGUUAGUCAAAUCAAGAUUUUGAUGUUACCGUAGUUAGAUAUUAAGAUAGCUAUCCGUCUACGCAGACAAAGCAGCUCCUUCUCCACCCGCGGGAGCGUCUUCUCCCAGACCCUCACUACAGAAACUAGUGCUCACCACAGUGUCACUGUACCCGUCAGACCGGCUAGUCUCUCUGCUUCCAACGACUUCAUCUACAGACAUUCUCACAAAACACCCUCGCAAGAGUCGGAUGUUACUACGACACCAAGUCCGGUUAAAUUAAAGCCUCGAAUUGGGGAAUACUACCGACCAGCUUCAGAUCCUGUGAUUAAGAGGCGCAUGACAGCUACCCAGGGUAAAGCUAGAACCAGACCAGUAUCCGGCAAGUUGGCCGCAGAGGAACGAAUACAGAAACACGUUUUGAGAAACAGUUUGAUUGUUUUAGCUCCGAGUGAUAGAGAGGCAAUCAAAUCAAAAAGUUCAGGACUGAUAAAUCUUUCUUUUUACGAAGUGGAGUCGGCAUUGUAAAUUUGUUCCCCUCUCUGUAAAUCAACGCACAAACAAAUACUUUUCCAGGCUACUUUAGUUUUAGUUUUAUGACUUGCUUCAUAUGCUAACUUCUCAGUUUUCAUGUUUGAUGUUAGUGCUAAUACUAAAAGAGCAAGCGUGAUAUAAUUCCAAAAAAGAAUGUCAUUAUCCAGCUUGCUCAUCUUCCCCUCUAUUCUGGAAGAUAGAAGUGAAAUGAAUGCGGGUGGAGUGAAUGUCGCGCCGGGUAAAUUACAUCACGGCCAGUUUGCGGUUACGCAAACUAUGAACUUUGAUAAAUCAUAAACUGAGCAAACUAAAUCAUAAACAAGCCAUUAUAUUAUACGACAUGACCUCAUGAGAAACAAUUACCGUUUUAACAUCAACGAACUAAAAGACUUAAUUUAUAUCAAAUUGAGUAUUGACGCGUUUAUUUUUAUGUACUACUGUUAAUUUACUGGCAAUACUAUUUCUAUUGUACUUGUAGUUAACAUGGAUGAUGGAUUGAUAAAAUGAAUUGUAUAAUUAAUUAUAUAUCAAUUAUGUGUAAUAGUAAUACUUAAUACUAAAU